AUGAUGAAGAACAAGGAAGGAGGAGUGGAUUGGAUGGAGAGGAUGGAAAGGAAGGAGAUCAUGGAAGACGUCAAGGAUGAGUCAUCUAAUCAGUCAGCGUCAACAGAGAGUCUACUCCAGAAUCACUCAUGUCACCAAGGAGGAAAAUUCGUCAAAAAUGCUCACACGCACACAUUUGACUUGUCAGGGACGACAAUUCUUGAGAUAAUGGGGGGAGGUGUAACGGAUCAGGCUGAUCCGUUAGUUCCAACUCUAUCAAAUGUGUGCAACCCAUUAUCCCAUCAAGCAGUACAACAACGAACGAACUCUCAAUCACUAAAUAAUCGCUCGGUUAGACCUGCAAAGUUUCGUCGUCUCGUCGCCUCGCGUCUCCUCGCCGACACUCUCUCGCCUUCACCAUUUCGCCGCCGCCGCCAACUUCCUCUUCACCCGCCAAACCGUUCACUAUGGCGCCAAUCUUCUUUUCUCUAA
This is a messenger RNA of Caenorhabditis remanei, 471 nucleotides long. RefSeq lists its product as uncharacterized. The transcript has a single exon. The record is from RefSeq and is a predicted model, not a curated record. The coding region runs from base 1 to 471 and encodes 156 amino acids. Lineage: Eukaryota; Metazoa; Nematoda; Chromadorea; Rhabditida; Rhabditidae.